This is a messenger RNA of Aspergillus nidulans FGSC A4, 1158 nucleotides long. Its product is annotated as esterase stcI. NCBI's taxonomy places the organism in Eukaryota, Fungi, Ascomycota, Eurotiomycetes, Eurotiales, Aspergillaceae. The coding region runs from base 86 to 946 and encodes 286 amino acids. The transcript has 2 exons. The record is from RefSeq and is a predicted model, not a curated record. Gene Ontology annotation, molecular function: versiconal hemiacetal acetate esterase activity; hydrolase activity. Gene Ontology annotation, biological process: sterigmatocystin biosynthetic process.
GGAUUCCAAGCUAUCAGAGCCAUGGCAGCAGUUCAUAGAAGAGCUUGGCUUUUCGCCGGCUCUUGACGGGCCGUACGAGAGGCUCAUGCAGGGAUGGAAGACGAUAGUCGGCAAGCUGAUGAGCCGCUACGACUUUCCUCUUCCAGACCUGAGCGUUCAGGCAGAGGACAAGAUCCUCGGCGGCGUCCCCACACGCAUCUACACGCCGCCGGAUGUAGCUGACCCACCGCUGGCCCUCUACUUCCACGCCGGCGGAUGGGUCAUGGGCAGCAUUGACGAGGAGGACGGCUUCGUCCGCACUCUCUGUAAACUGGCCCGCACGAGAAUCUUCAGCGUGGGAUACCGUCUAGCCCCCGAAUUCCGAUUCCCGAUGGCGCUUGACGAUUGUCUAACUGUUGCGAGAUCGGUCCUGGAAACGUAUCCCGUGCAAUCAAUCUGUUUCAUCGGUGCCUCGGCCGGUGGAAACAUGGCGUUCAGUACGGCACUUACCCUGGUUAGUGACGGCCUAGGAGACCGAGUCCAAGGCGUGGUUGCUCUCGCGCCGGUAACCGUUCAUCCUGACUCCGUGUCCGCAGACAAUCGAGACCGAGGAGAGUAUACAUCCUAUGAAGAGAAUGACCGGUUGACAAUCAACACCGGCUCCGCGAUGCGGUCGUUCUUCGAUUGCUAUGGCGCACCACCGGAUGAUCCCCGGCUUUCAUGUCUUCUGCAUCCGGGUCUUGGAAAACUGAAUAAAGUCUACAUGGCCGUUGGCGACGCCGACACCCUGAGGGACGACGUCCGCCUGAUGAGGGACGCUCUAGUCGCGUUGGAAGUCCCGGUAAAGUGCGAUGAGUAUCCUGGCUAUCCGCAUUUCUCGUGGCUAUUUCCGUCACCAGCACUGAGGGAACAUCAGGCACUCUUCUUCGGAAAUCUGUUAAGUGGAAUAUGCUGGGUUUGUGAGUAAGGCAAUGCCGGGCGUCUGUCAGAACCCAUAGUUAUACAUUUGGCCCUAAGGCAGUGGGUUGAUUGUGAGGCGCAGCAAAUAUAUAUUAAUCUAGGCAUCAGCGGGAACGGUUAGCGCCAGUCGUCUAGAUAUCAUUCUUUAAGUACUAUGGGUCAUCAAGCACAUAUUAUCAUACCAGGAGCUGAUACUACCCAAUUCAAAGAUAUCAGGAU